Molecule: messenger RNA, 543 nt
Organism: Salvia hispanica
Lineage: Eukaryota; Viridiplantae; Streptophyta; Magnoliopsida; Lamiales; Lamiaceae
Source: RefSeq, a predicted model, not a curated record
AUGACAGAUAUACUUCAUCAAUCCUCCUCCCAUUUGCCUUCCCCUUCAAGCUCCAUUACUCCCUCAAGCAAUGAUGGUUUUGGCCAACUCAAUCAUUCCCCUCUUAUUAGCCCUGCUCCUGUAGAUUUGUACGGCUCCAAUUAUUGUAGACGUAUACAACAACAAGUAGAAAGUGGGGAGGAAGAGGGAGGCCAAGACGACUUCUCUGUUUUGGCUCUUUUGCUCACUGUUUUCAGGAAAUCUUUGGUGGGGUGUAAGAGCAUCAGUGGUGAGAAUUGUGACAGGAUUAUGGAGAUUGGUUGGCCUACUAAUGUCAGACACAUUGCUCAUGUCACAUUUGAUAGGUUUAAUGGUUUUCUUGGCCUCCCUGUUGAGUUUGAGCCUGAGGUUCCCAGAAGGCCUCCUAGUGCCAGCACAAGAGUUUUUGGGGUUUCAACAGAGUCAAUGCAGCUCUCGUACGACCCCAGGGGUAAUUGCGUGCCAACCAUACUACUUAUGAUGCAGAGGCGCUUGUAUUUGCAAGGCGGUCUCCAGGUAUCCUAG